AUGAUCCUUGGUGUUCUUGUCCUCAAUGGUAUUGCCAAGGUAUAUGACCCAGGUAUUGCCAAGGUAUAUGACCCAGGUAUUGCCAAGGUAUAUGACCCAGGUAUUGCCAAGGUAUAUGACCCAGGUAUUGCCAAGGUAUAUGACCCCCAGGUACUCAAGGUAUAUGACCCAGGUAUUGCCAAGGUAUAUGACCCAGGUACUGUCAAAGCAUAUGACCCAGGUAUUGCCAAGGUAUAUGACCCAGGUACUGCCAAGGUAUAUGACCCAGGUAUUGCCAAGGUAUAUGACCCAGGUAUUGCCAAGGUAUAUGACCCAGGUAUUGCCAAGGUAUAUGACCCAGGUAUUGCAAGGUAUGACCCAGGUAUUGCCAAGGUAUAUGACCCAGGUAUUGCCAAGGUAUAUGACCCAGGUAUUGCCAAGGUAUAUGACCCAGGUAUUGCCAAGGUAUAUGACCCAGGUAUUGCCAAGGUAUAUGACCCAG
Homarus americanus (American lobster) is the source of this 481-nucleotide messenger RNA. Its product is annotated as small proline-rich protein 3-like. Lineage: Eukaryota; Metazoa; Arthropoda; Malacostraca; Decapoda; Nephropidae. The annotation marks the transcript as partial. The transcript is spliced from 4 exons. The record is from RefSeq and is a predicted model, not a curated record.